AUCCAGAUCUAAACAGUAACCAAACCCAUAAUCUAUCGUCAUCAUCAGAACAAAAUUACAGGAGCAAGUCGAUCAUACCAACAAAUUAAGUAUUCCUUAGACUAGCCCAGCCAGACAAGAAGCCCAAGACCAGCUGGAGUACUAGUAUUUUUGAAGCACAUACGGUUAAGUAACUCAGCACAGUGAAGAGUCCAAAGCAAGAGCACAAGAUGGGCAUGGGCAUCAGGUGCAUGUGGGGGAGAUGAUGAGUACGCAAAAAAGAGAAAGAAACCAACAGGGUGAGUAAUGGAGGAGGAGUAGAGAGAGAAGAGCUCCUCAAAGGCAAAGAACAAGCAGAGGGAGCCCAUCCCCCGUGAUCAACAGCCAAGAAGCGGAGAAAGUGGGAGAGGAAAGAGGCGAGGUGGCGCAUUUGACUCCAGCCUCCGGCAUACGCCAGCCGGCGACCUUCGGGCUUCCGGCGGCGCUCCGGCUGGGUGGAUCUUGUAGGGAGCGCACUAGUCGGAGACGGAGGAUGAGAGGUUUCUUGGGCGCAUGGAGAGUUGAUGCCUCGUCCCACUGGAGCUCUGGUAUCUGAGAUAUCCACUUAUUCUAGCUUAUACCUCCAUCAUCAGUUCAGCACUGUUUCUCUACAGUACUCCCGUGGCAGUAGUGAUUUUGUGUGCAUUGGUAGUUUUCUUCUAGCUUUGUGGUCGCAUUGUGAUCAGAUGUGAACAAUAUGCUCACAAAGGGACCAUCUUCAGAUGUUCUUAGAGCAAGUAUUUCUAGUGCCCCAAGUACAUCUAGCCAUGGUUCUGCACAAGAUGAAUGCGAUUCUUUAGGGGAUGUGUAUGUGUGGGGCGAGGUUGUCAGCGAUAAUUCUGUACGAACUGGUUCCGAUACUGUAAUUAGAUCAACUAGCAGGACUGAUAUCCUCCUUCCAAAGCCAUUGGAGUCCAGUUUAGUUCUUGAUGUGUAUCAUGUAGAUUGUGGGGUCAGGCAUGCUGCAUUGGUCACAAAAAAUGGUGAGGUUUUUACGUGGGGUGAAGAUUCUGGAGGUCGCCUUGGCCAUGGAACACGGGAAGAUUCUGUUCACCCUCAUCUGGUUGAGUCUUUGACAGUUUCCAGUGUAGAUUUUAUUGCCUGUGGGGAGUUUCAUACUUGUGCUGUUACAACGACGGGUGAACUUUAUACCUGGGGAGAUGGAACUCACAAUGUUGGACUUCUGGGCCACGGUACUGAUGUAGGACACUGGAUACCUAAAAGGAUUUCUGGAGCAUUGGAAGGUCUUCAAGUUGCUUAUGUCUCUUGUGGGACCUGGCAUACAGCCUUGAUUACAUCCAUGGGUCAAUUAUUUACCUUUGGGGACGGUUCAUUUGGGGUACUAGGCCAUGGAGAUUUAAAGAGCAUUUCUUACCCAAGGGAGGUAGAGUCAUUGUCAGAGUUGAAAACAAUUGCAGUGGCAUGUGGUGUAUGGCACACUGCAGCUGUUGUAGAGGUUAUUGUCACUCGGUCCAGUUCAAGUGCAAAGGUAUCUUCUGGAAAGCUAUUCACAUGGGGAGAUGGUGACAAGAAUCGACUUGGUCAUGGUGAUAUAGAAGCUCGACUUAAGCCGACUUGCGUGGCUACCCUUAUUGAUUAUGAUUUUUACAGGGUAGCAUGUGGUCACUGUCUUACUGUAGGCUUGACAACUUCUGGACAAGUCUUGAGCAUGGGUAAUGCUGUUUAUGGACAGCUUGGAAAUCCUCAUUCAGAUGGAAGAGUUCCGUGUUUAGUUGAAGACAAGAUUGCGGGCGAACAUGUUAUCCAAGUUGCUUGUGGUUCCUACCAUGUUGCCAUUUUGACAAGUAGGAGUGAAGUCUUUACAUGGGGAAAGGGAGCUAAUGGAAGAUUGGGUCAUGGAGAUAUAGAGGAUCGGAAGAUACCUACACUGGUUAAGGCAUUGAAAGAUAGAGCUGUGAGGUACAUAGCCUGUGGUGCAAACUUCACUGCUGCUAUUUGCCAACAUAAAUGGGUUUCUGGAGCUGACCAAUCACAGUGCUCUUCAUGUCGACAGCCAUUUGGGUUUACUCGAAAGAGGCGUAACUGCUAUAAUUGUGGACUUGUCCAUUGUAAUGCAUGCACCUCACGGAAGGCUUUGAGAGCAGCAUUGGCUCCUAACCCUGGGAAACCUUACCGUGUUUGUGAUUCAUGUUUCAUGAAGUUGAAUAGUGCAUCAGAUUCUAAUUCAGCUAACAAGAGGAAAGACUCUGUUCCAUACCAACCUGGUGAAAGCAAUGGCGACACUAAAAUAGUGAAACCUAUUUUGCCUAGUAAUAUGGAUAUGAUUAGAAGUUUGGAUAUCAAGGCAGCACGACAAGGAAAGAAAACUGAUGGAUUGUCAUUUCUCCGGAAUCCUCAAGUUAGUUCACUACUGCAGCUGAGUGAUAUUGCCUUAUCUGGUGGCAUAGACAUGAACAGAUCAGCUCCGAGAGCAGUACGCACAUCAGCAAUUCGAUCAGUAACAUCUUCAAGGGCUGUUUCCCCUUUCUCUCGCAAGCUGAGUCCACCACGCUCUACCACACCAGUUCCAACAGCUCAUGGUCUUUCUCUCUCAAAAAGUGCUACUGAUAAUCUCGUGAAAGCAAAUGAGCUCUUAAAUCAGGAAGUUGAAAGGCUGCAUGCACAGGUUGAUAACCUGAGAAAUCGCUGUGAGCUUCAAGAACUUGAGCUACAAAAAUCAGCCAAGAAAGUACAGGAGGCCAUGACACUGGUAGCAGAAGAAUCUGCAAAAUCGAAAGCUGCAAAAGAAGUUAUAAAAUCUUUAACAGCUCAGCUGAAGGAUAUGGCUGAGAGAUUGCCGCCAGAACACGGCGUCUAUAAUGUCAAUGAGACAAAGCAAGUACAUGUUCCAAAUGGCAUCGAGUCACAUGCUGCUAACUACUCUAGCAUGAAUGGUAUUCACCAGCCACGGAAUGAGUUGCUCACCGCUUCAAUUGCACAUAGUCCAAACUCUGGACGAUCAUCGCAUUCCAAUGGAAUCUCAGGCCAACAUAAACUACUGGGUAAUGUCAUUGAAAAUAGUGAUUGCAGCACUCACAGCCUAAGGAUUACCAGUCCUCACGAAUCGGAGCUUCCUAAUCGAAGAGCAUGCAGCAGCAGUGAUGAGAUGCUGACAGCAAGCAGUAGAGUGGAAGAUAAUGGGAGCAUAGAUGCUAGGUCCCUUCAAAAUGGUGAGGAUGGCUACAAGCCUCGAGGCACAAUAUCAUUACACAGCAACCAAGUUCAGGCCGAGUGGAUCGAGCAGUACGAACCCGGUGUAUACAUAACACUUACAACCCUCCGUGAUGGGACUCGGGAUCUAAAGAGGGUUCGCUUCAGUCGAAGACGAUUUGGUGAGCAUCAGGCUGAAAAUUGGUGGACUGAGAACCGUGAAAAAGUGUAUGAGCGAUACAACGUGAAGAGCUCUGAACGUGUGUCGUCAGCAGCCUCAACCCGGUCUGCGUAUUGACUUGAGGAUGACCUGUGACAUCAUGGAACUUGUUUCCACUGCAGAAAAACUGCAAGACUCGAAGAUCACCAGCUACAAGAUAUCCAAUGAGGCACGAAUCUAAGGUCAUGAUACUGGGAGAUACCAAAAGACACGUGGCAAUUUUUUUUUACGCAAGAUAGAAUGAUAGUCAACUUUUGUUUUGUAUUGAAUCGCCCAGGGCUAUGCCAUCAGCCUGUUUUGGUGAAAUGUACAUAGAAAAACUGAUGAAAUCAUGAAACCAAUAAUGUCAGGGAAAGAGGAGCCCUGUUGUAGGUCACCAUUCCUUUUCAGGCAUAUGCUUAUGCGUCAGUAAUAAUUAUAUGGUAAAGUUGUUAUGUUUUUGU
Molecule: messenger RNA, 3831 nt
Organism: Phragmites australis (common reed)
Lineage: Eukaryota; Viridiplantae; Streptophyta; Magnoliopsida; Poales; Poaceae
Product: PH, RCC1 and FYVE domains-containing protein 1-like
Exons: 5
Coding region: 716-3466 (916 amino acids)
Molecular function (GO): metal ion binding
Source: RefSeq, a predicted model, not a curated record